Molecule: messenger RNA, 6321 nt
Organism: Xiphias gladius (swordfish)
Lineage: Eukaryota; Metazoa; Chordata; Actinopteri; Istiophoriformes; Xiphiidae
Gene: lamb1a
Product: laminin, beta 1a
Exons: 33
Coding region: 199-5598 (1799 amino acids)
Biological process (GO): cell migration; substrate adhesion-dependent cell spreading; basement membrane assembly
Cellular component (GO): laminin trimer
Molecular function (GO): integrin binding; extracellular matrix structural constituent
Source: RefSeq, a predicted model, not a curated record
GGAGGUCUGCGGGGUCUUGAGGGUCCAAACGUCUGUGCAGAUCUAGAGGUGCAGAGGAUUGAGAGGGUCUGCCGGUUUUCGAGUUUCUGAUGUCCGGAAGUUUUUAGAGUCCGGAAGUUUCUUCUAGUCUUAGAAGAAACCUAGUUCUUCUUCUCCUUGUUUAUUCUAGUUGUUUUUGGAGCAUCGGAGAUCAGCAGCAUGUUGGGGCUUCAGCUCGCGGUGCUGCUCGCUCUGCAGGUGCGUACCUGUGCUCAAGAGGGGGGGACCUUGGUGAGCGGUGACCUGGAUGAUGUUAGCCUUCCCGAGCUCAGUGACGUCUGCACUGAGGGCAGCUGUUACCCUGCAACAGGAGACCUACUGAUUGGCCGAGCCCACCAGCUGUCGUCCACCUCCACCUGUGGUCUGAACCGACCUGAACCGUUCUGCAUUGUCAGCCACUUGCAGGAAGAGAAGAAGUGUUUUGUGUGCAACUCGGCGGCACCCUAUGACGAGUUGACCAAUCAGACGAGCAGCCAUCGCAUUGAGAAUGUUGUAACAACAUUCGCUCCGAACAGACUGAAGACAUGGUGGCAGUCCGAGAACGGUCUGGAGAACAUUACCAUCCAGCUAAACCUGGAGGCUGAGUUUCACUUUACACACCUCAUCAUGACCUUCAAGACGUUUCGUCCUGCUGCGAUGGUGAUCGAGCGGUCAGCUGACUUCGGGAAGACGUGGCAGGUUUAUCGUUAUUUUGCCUACGACUGUGAGACGUCCUUCCCCUACAUUUCCCAGGGUCCAAUGCAGAAGGUCGAUGAUGUCAUCUGUGACUCGCGUUACUCAGACAUCGAGCCAUCCACUGAGGGAGAGGUGAUUUUCAGAGUUCUGGACCCGGCGUUCAGGAUCAACGACCCCUACAGCCCCAGAAUCCAGAACAUGUUGAAAAUCACCAACCUGCGGGUGAGGUUCACCAAACUGCACACGCUUGGAGACAAUCUGCUGGACUCUCGAAUGGAGAUCAAAGAGAAGUAUUACUACGCCAUCUACGACAUGGUGGUGCGAGGAAACUGCUUCUGCUAUGGACACGCCUCUGAGUGUGCCCCCAUCCAGGGAGCUGGACAGAAAAGGGAGGGUAUGGUUCAUGGUCACUGCAUGUGUAACCAUAACACUAAAGGUCUGAACUGUGAACAGUGUCAGGAUUUCUACCACGACCUUCCCUGGAGACCAGCCGAGGGACGCAACACCAACGCCUGCAAGAAGUGUAACUGUAACCAGCAUUCGGACUCAUGUCACUUCGACAUGGCCGUGUUCGUGGCUUCAGGAAAUGUCAGUGGAGGUGUUUGUGAUGACUGUCAACACAACACAGCCGGACACAAAUGUGAGCAGUGUAAACCGUUUUACUACCAACAUCCAGAGAGAGAUGUCAGAGACCCCAACAUCUGCCAACCCUGUAAUUGUGACCCUCUGGGCUCUCUGAAUGGAGGAAUAUGUGACCGGAUGACAGACGUUCGAGCUGGUCUAAUUGCCGGCCAAUGUCGCUGUAAAGUCAAUGUGGAGGGAGAACGCUGCGAGCUCUGCAAACAGGCACAUUACGGACUGAGUGACGAGCCCGAAGGCUGUAAAGCGUGUGCCUGCAGCCCUGUGGGAACAAUUCCUGGAGGAAAUCCCUGUGACAGUGAAACAGGAAGUUGUUUCUGUAAACGUCUUGUGACUGGACGAGAUUGUGACCAGUGUGUGUCUGAACACUGGGGUCUCAGUAAUGAUAUGGACGGCUGCAGACCAUGUGACUGUGAUCUAGGAGGAGCUGUCAACAACCAUUGUGAUCAGGUGAGUGGUCAAUGCAUCUGCAGAGAUCACAUGUUCGGUCGACGCUGCGAUCAGGUCGAGUCUGGAUUCUACUUCAUCGCUCUGGAUCACUACACCUACGAGGCUGAGGAUGCCAAAUUUGGACCAGGAGUGACAGUGGUGCCAAGGCCCCACCCUCAUGACCGUAGUCCCACCUGGACAGGUAUUGGCCUGGUCAACGUCCCAGAGGGGGCCUUCCUGGAGUUCUCUGUGGAUAACAUCCCUCACUCCAUGGAGUACGACAUCCUAAUCCGCUACGAGCCUCAGCUGCCUGACCAAUGGGAGGAGGUCCUGAUGACAGUGAUGAGGCCUGGACCAAUCAGAGCAGACAGCCGCUGUGUUAACACUGUACCUGAUGAUGACAACCAGAUGAUCUCUCUUCACCCUGGCUCACGGUAUGUGGUUCUUCCCAGAUCGGUUUGUUUUGAAUCUGGUCUGAACUACACCAUCCGCCUCAGCCUACCGCUGUACUCGGCCCUCAGUGAUGUCCAAUCUCCAUACACACUCAUCGACUCGAUCGUGUUGAUGCCGCACUGUAAGAACCUGGAGAUCUUUACGUCCUCAGAGGGAGGAGACUCCAGUGGGAACAGUGGCUGGGAAACUUUCCAGCGUUAUCGUUGUCUAGAGAACAGCCAGAGCGUCGUUAAGACGCCAAUGACAGACAUCUGCAGAAACUUCAUUUUCAGCAUCUCCGCUAUGUUGCACCAGGGAGCUAAAGAAUGCCAGUGUGACCCUCAGGGCUCCCUCAGCACCGUGUGUGACCCCAGUGGGGGUCAAUGUCAGUGUCGCCCCAACGUGGUCGGCCGGAACUGUGACAGAUGUGCUCCAGCCACGUUCCAAUUUGGACCCAAUGGCUGCAGAGCAUGUGCAUGCGACCCUCAGGGUUCACAGAGUCCGUUUUGUGAUCAGCUCACCGGUCAGUGUGUUUGUGUUUCGGGAGCGUAUGGUCGACAGUGUGAUCGCUGUCUUCUGGGUCACUGGGGUUUUCCCACCUGCCGACCCUGCUCCUGCAAUGGACAUGCCGACAACUGUGACCCCAACACCGGGCACUGCAUCAACUGUAGGGACCACAGCACCGGACACAGCUGUGACAGGUGUCUGGAUGGGUACUACGGUGACCCAGUGUUGGGGUCAGGUGAUCACUGUCGUCCCUGCAUGUGUCCCGACGGCCCCGGCAGCCAGCGGCAGUUUGCAGGAAGUUGUUACCGUGGCGAAGACUCCCAGCAGGCUAUAUGUGUCUGCAACGCCGGAUACAGAGGUUCUCGUUGUGACGAGUGCUCACCGGGUUACUAUGGAAACCCUGGUGAGCCGGGGGGGCAGUGUCAGCCCUGUCAGUGCAACAACAACAUUGACAUGUCGGACCCACAGUCUUGUAAUGCUCAAACCGGCGAGUGUCUGAACUGCCUGUACCACAGUGAGGGUGCCGCCUGCCAGAACUGCAAACUGGGUUACUACGGCAAUGCUCUGCUGCAGGACUGCAGGAAGUGUGUUUGUAACCAGUUGGGCAGCGCUCCCUCCAGCUGUCCAUCAUCCGGCGACUGUCACUGCGACCGCAGCAGCGGUCAGUGUCACUGCCUCCUGAAUGUAGUUGGCCAACACUGUGACCGCUGUGCGUCUGACACCUGGAACAUGGCGAGCGGCCGUGGCUGUCAGACCUGCGACUGCGACCCCAAACAUUCGUAUGGGACAUCCUGCAAUGAGAUUAGCGGUCAGUGUUCAUGUCACCCGGGUUUCGGAGGUAGAACAUGCAGCGAGUGUAGAGAGCUGUUCUGGGGAGACCCAGAGAUCAAAUGUCACGCGUGUGACUGUGAUCCUCGUGGUAUCUCCGAGCAGCAGUGUGACAAAGUCAGCGGUCACUGCGUCUGUGUGGAUGGAGUGUCCGGACCGCGCUGUGAUGUCUGUGCCCGUGGAUUCUCAGGAACCUUCCCUGACUGCCACCGCUGCCACCAGUGCUUCGCUGAUUGGGACGACACCAUUGGUCAGCUGACCAAUCAGACACACCGCCUUGUCAACAAGGUCAACGCCAUCAAAGCCAGUGGAGUCAGUGGACCGUACAAGAAGUCAAUUGACAGCAUGGAGAGAAGCGUAGCCGACAUCCAGGUCCUCCUAAAUCAGAACCCGGCCUCGCAACCGCUGACUGAGAUCCAGCACCUGCUGCAACAGGCCAGUGAACUGAUGAGGGCCCUGAGCCUGAUGUUGAACCACACGGAACAGACUCUGGUCCAGGUGGAGGAUCAGGACUCAACAGCAGAGACUAAAAUGAACUAUCUGAUGUCAGAUGCUCAGAAACUGGAGCGAACCGUUCAGGAGCUGCUGGAUCAGGUCGAGUUAAUCAAAAACUCUGACAUCAGAGGGGCGACGGACAGCAUCACUAAGUACUUCCUGCAGUCUCAGGCAGCUGAAGCUCGAGCCAACGCCUCCACCAUCGAUGCCAAGAGCCCCGUGGAAACUUCUGGGGCUCUACGGCAACUCACAGAGGACAAACUGAACCAAACCAGCGAGGGGUUCCUGAGGAGACACACUGAGCAUGCUCAGAGACUGGACGACCUAGCAGGGGAGCUGCAAACUCUGGACCUAUCAGGGAUCAGCCAUAAGACCUGUGGCAGUCCAUCACCGGAUCAGGAUUUGUGCUGGAACUCUCUCUGUGGAAGUCUAGGCUGUGUGGACUCUGAGGGUCAGACCAGGUGUGGAGGUGACGGAUGUGAGGGCGUGGUGACGACAGCCAACAACAUCUGGAGAAAGGCUCAAGAAUCGGAACAGGAAAUCAUCAGCGCCAUGGAGGAAGUGGAAAAACUGUCCAAGAUGGUGUCAGAGACCAAGCUGAAGGCAGACGAAGCAAAGCUGAGCGCUCGUGACGUCCUGAUGAAGACCAACAGAACCAAACAGAAAGUCGACCAGAGCAAUGCGGAGCUGAGAAGUCUCAUCAGACAGAUCAGAGACUUUCUAACACAGGAUGCUGCGGACCUGGAGAGCAUCGAGCUGGUGGCUAAUGAGGUUCUGGCUAUGCAAAUGCCAACCACACCGGCUCAGCUGCAGAACCUGACUGAAGAAAUCCGGCAGAAGGUGGGAGAACUGGGACAAGUGGAGACCAUCCUGCAGCAGAGUGCCGACGACAUCCAGAGAGCCGAGAACUUGCUGGACCAGGCCCGUCGAGCCAGUGAGGAGGCAGCUGAUGUUAAGGACUCUGCAGAGAAGGUGAAGCAAGCUCUGGAAGAAGCUCAGAGAGCUCAGACAGCUGCCAGCAGUGCCAUCCAGCAGGCUGCCGCCGACAUCCAGAACACCAACAACCUGCUGUCCUCCGUGCAGUCAGAGACAGCAGUUGCAGAGUUAAAGUUGAACAAUGCCACCCAGAGGCUGCAAAGGCUCGAGCAGGAUGUAACGCUGCUGAGAGACAAAGCUCUGAAUGUCUCUCUGAGCUCCGAACAGACCAAUCAGGACGCAGCAAGCAUCAGAAAGAUCGCUGAGGAGGUGAAGAAGGAUCUGGACUCAGACCUGAAGGAUAAGUAUUCCAGAGUGGGUCAGCUGAUUGGUCAGAAGGCAGGAGGUGUGGCUGAUGCCAAGAAGAGGGCAGAGUUACUGCAGCAAGAAGCCAAAGAGCUGUUGUUGCAGGCAAGCGACAAGCUGCAGCUGCUGAAAGAUCUGGAGAAGUCGUACAAAGACAACCAGCGGACUCUGGAGGUGAAGGUGGAGCUGCUAGUGGACCUUGAGGCCGCUGUGAAGGAGCUGCUGCAGGAGAUCAGCCACAAGGUCACCGUUUAUAGUACCUGUCUGUUCUAGGGUAAAAUGUCACAUUCAGAAGGUCAAACUGACAUGUAUGGAACAUGACAUGUAUUUUUAACCUGAACCUACUUACCUUUUCAUAGAGAAGAAAAAGACCAAAAAUUACAAACUUUAUUUAACUGUUUUGCUUUUUUAAGAUGAAACCACUCUGACAAAGAUAUUGAAUGUUUAAUUUUCAACUAAUUUACAAAUUUGAAAGCCUUUUAAUUUUUGUGUGUUCUUGAGUGAGUCAUGACAUUUUUAAACUGCUGCCACUUUUAUUUACACACAAAAAUAAUGAAGCUAUGAAAGAAAAUUUAAGCAGAUACUGAACAAUAAAACAUUUAAAAACCACAGUUUGAUCCUUUAACAGUUGUAAAAUUAAUUAAAUCUAUCAAAAUAAUUCAGAAGCAGCUGAAAUUCAUCAAACUGAUUGAUUUGACAUGAUUGAAUUUAUUUGUCUGGAAAUGUUGUUAAACUUAAAAUUCCGCUGCUUUAAACAUUUUAAAUUUUGAGGUUUUAAUCUGUUGGAAUGUCUUUGUGAAUGUAAUACAGUCAAAGUACUGACUGUAAAUCAUUUGAUUCCAGUUUAACUAAAUGUUUAAAGUUGAAAAAAAGUGAAUGUUUAAACCAUGUGACUGCAACAGUUUCGUUUUUUUGUACUACUUUUAAUUUGUUCCUAUGUGGCCAAAACUUUGAACCCAAAAUGAUUUUUAAUAAAAACUUCCAGUUUGAAUUACA